Molecule: messenger RNA, 2468 nt
Organism: Prunus avium (sweet cherry)
Lineage: Eukaryota; Viridiplantae; Streptophyta; Magnoliopsida; Rosales; Rosaceae
Gene: CYP71
Product: cyclophilin71
Biological process (GO): protein folding; protein peptidyl-prolyl isomerization
Molecular function (GO): protein binding; peptidyl-prolyl cis-trans isomerase activity
Source: RefSeq, a predicted model, not a curated record
UUCGAGCCAAUUGCGAAAAGCCUGAUUUUCACGCGAACAAUUCAAAGCUUCGUCCUUUGAAGCUCUACUGUUUCAGUGUGAUUGCAGUCUUUCGUCUCGAGCAAAAAACCCUAGGAGCAAGCAAACAUGGGGGAAACUGAGAACGGAAAAACCCUAGCAACAGACGUAGAGGAACCCCAGAACGGAAAGCACGUAGCAACAGACGCGGUGGAGCCUCAGAGCGGCAACGCAAGCUCUGCCGUAGCGGAGAGCGAGGAGGAGCCCCUGGUGGGUCCGGGCCCAGCCCCUCGCUCUCGGCCCAAGCGGCCUCUCCAGUUCGAGCAUGCCUACCUCGACGCCCUUCCCUCAGCUCAAAUGUAUGAGAAAAGUUAUAUGCACCGUGACGUGGUUACACAUGUUGCUGUGUCUUCGGCGGAAUUUGUUGUAACUGGAAGUGUUGAUGGGCAUUUGAAGUUUUGGAAGAAGAAGGCUAUUGGCAUUGAGUUUGCAAAGCAUUUUAGGUCCCACCUGGGUCCAAUUGAAGGCCUAGCUGUUAGUGUUGAUGGUUUGCUUUGCUGUACAAUUUCAAAUGACCACUCUGUGAAGAUAUAUGAUGUAGUCAAUUAUGAUAUGAUGGUCAUGAUUCGAACACGUUUUGUUCCUGGUGCUGUUGAGUGGGUCUACAAACAAGGGGAUGUCAAAGCCAGGCUUGCCAUCAGUGAUAGAAACUCGUCAUUUGUACACAUUUUUGAUGCACGAGCUGGUACAAAUGAACCUAUAAUCUCUCGAGAGAUACACUUGGGCCCAGUGAAAGUUAUGAGGUAUAAUCCUGUAUUUGAUACAGUGAUAUCAGCUGAUCAACAGGGAAUAAUUGAGUAUUGGAGUCCUGCUACGCUUGAGUUUCCAGAGGAUGGGGUGAAGUUUAGAGUGAAAAGUGACACCAGUCUUUUUGAAUUCUUGAAAUGCAAAACUACUGUUUCUUCUAUUGAGAUUAGCCCGGAUGGUAAGCAGUUUUCAAUUACAUCGCCUGAUCGCAGGAUACGUGUGUUUUGGUUUAGCACGGGUAAAUUGCGACGAGUCUAUGAUGAAUCUCUUGAGGUGGCCCAAGAUCUCCAAAGAAGUGAUGUACCUUUGUACCAACUGGAAGCUAUUGACUUUGGGCGAAGAAUGGCUGUUGAGAAGGAAAUUGAGAAAACAGAAUCUGCCCCACAGCCAAAUGCAGUUUUUGAUGAAAGCUCAAAUUUUCUCAUAUAUGCGACUCUCCUUGGGAUAAAAGUGGUAAAUUUACACACUAAUAAAGUUGCCCGAAUUCUUGGAAAAGUGGAAAAUAAUGAUAGGUUUUUGAGAAUUGCCCUAUAUCAAGGUGACAGAAGCAGUAAAAAAGUCAGAAAAAUUCCCGCAGCUGCAGCAAAUGUGAAUGAAAGCAAAGAGCCUUUGACGGAUCCCACUCUCAUAUGUUGUGCUUUCAAGAAGCAUAGAAUCUAUCUGUUCAGUCAGAGAGAACCAGAGGAGCCUGAAGAUGCAACUAAGGGAAGAGAUAUAUUCAAUGAAAAGCCUCCUGCUGAUGAACUCUUGGCUGCAUCAGAUAUUGGCAAAUCAGUCACAACAUCUCUUCCUGACAAUGUGAUUUUGCAUACUACGAUGGGUGACGUACACAUGAAAUUGUAUCCAGAGGAAUGCCCUAAAACUGUGGAGAACUUCACAACACACUGCCGGAAUGGCUAUUAUGAUAACCUCAUAUUUCAUCGAGUGAUCAAAGGUUUCAUGAUACAAACAGGAGAUCCUUUAGGAGAUGGUACUGGUGGGCAAUCUAUUUGGGGAAGGGAGUUUGAAGACGAGUUUCACAAAAGUUUACGACAUGACAGGCCUUUCACUGUAUCGAUGGCAAAUGCGGGAGAGAACACAAAUGGAUCUCAAUUUUUUAUCACCACGGUGGCUACUCCUUGGCUUGACAACAAGCACACAGUUUUUGGCAGAGUUAUCAAGGGAAUGGAUGUCGUACAGGCUAUAGAGAAAGUGAAGACAGACAGGGGAGACAGGCCCCAAGUAGAUGUGAAAAUUCUAAAUGUUACUGUCCCUAAGUCUUAAGAUUCUCCCUUCUGAUGAUGUUCCGUUGGAAAAUGGUUGGCGGUCGUUUUGUUGAACCUUGCCUGUAAAAGAUUGCACUCAGGGGGGAAAAGAAAAGAACCUUUAUAUGGUCUAUGUUUUGGUACGAUCGCCUAUCAAUCAUGAAGAAGUUGAGCAUGUAUUAUGUGGGAUUGCUUCCAAGUCGGAAAAACAUUCUUCUACUUGGUUGCUUGUAACUUCACUUAUUCUGAAGUUUGAUUAGUUGCUGCUGUGUUCCUUGUUAACCCUUGUUUUUGGAGUGAUUUUAGCCAAUUUGAAGUUUCAUCCUUUGUAGAUUGUUGAUUUCUGUCAACUCAAAGGCUAUGCUCCCUUGGACAUGCACACCUUGUGUUUGCUAAGCUCAGUCUGUUAGGGGUCUUGAA